Molecule: messenger RNA, 1722 nt
Organism: Artibeus jamaicensis (Jamaican fruit-eating bat)
Lineage: Eukaryota; Metazoa; Chordata; Mammalia; Chiroptera; Phyllostomidae
Gene: METTL8
Product: methyltransferase 8, methylcytidine
Exons: 10
Coding region: 198-1424 (408 amino acids)
Molecular function (GO): tRNA (cytidine-N3)-methyltransferase activity
Source: RefSeq, a predicted model, not a curated record
GAGGCUGCGCGGUAAAGCUGGCGCCUCUUUCCGGUCUGCUCUGGCCGCAAGGAGAAGGUUGCGAGCGCAGUUCCCGCACGCAGGGACCUGUCCCAGGCGGCCUGCUGCCCCCACGCCUCUCAGCCCCUGACUUUCUCUGUGGGAAGCGCUGUGUCCAGUGCAAUCCCCCAAAGCAGCGUCCUGUACUAAAGGUACCGAUGAAGAUGAAUGGGAUUUGGAGAAAUUCUAUUUCUUGUCUAAGGAUAAGAAAGCUGCCACGCAGAUACCAAAGUGGUCGUCACCCAGUGGCCCCUCUGGGAUCGAGGAUUUUAACUGACCCAGCUAAAGUUUUUGAGCACAACAUGUGGGAUCAUAUGCAGUGGUCAAAAGAAGAAGCAGCAGCAGCCAGAAAAAAAGUAGAGGAAAACUCGGCUGUGCGAGUCCUUCCGGAAGAGCAAGUUAAGUAUGAGAGUGAAGCUUAUAAAUAUUGGGACACAUUUUACAAGAUUCAUAAGAAUAAGUUUUUCAAGGAUCGAAAUUGGCUCUUGAGGGAAUUUCCUGAAAUUCUUCCAGUUGAUCAAAAAACUGAAGAGAAGACAAAAGAAUUAUCAUGGGACCAUGUGAAAACUAAUGCUGCAAAUGGUUUCUCAAGAAAGCACUGUCCUACUGUACCCGAAGAAAAACACUGUGAGGAAAGUUCUAGCUUGUCAGAUGGUCAAAGUGAGAUGGAAUCUGAUUUUUCCAAACUUGACCUUGAAGCACACAGAAAAGGACCCCCGGAGACUGAGCUGUUUCCUGGUAGCAAAGCCACGUUCAGGAUCCUAGAGGUUGGCUGUGGGGCUGGAAAUAGCGUUUUUCCAAUUCUGAACACUUUGCAGAAUGCUCCAGAGUCUUUUCUUUACUGUUGUGAUUUUGCUUCUGGAGCUGUGGAGCUGGUAAAGUCGCACCCGUCCUACAGAGCAGCCCAGUGCUGCGCCUUCGUUCGGGACGUCUGUGAUGACAGCGCACCCUACCCUUUCCCGGAGGGGACGCUGGACGUCAUCCUCCUGGUCUUCGUGCUCUCGUCCAUCCACCCCGACAGGAUGCAAGGUGUUAUAAACCAGUUGUCCAAGUUACUGAAACCUGGUGGGAUGCUGCUAUUUCGGGACUAUGGGAGAUAUGAUAAGACUCAGCUGCGUUUCCGAAGGGGGCAUUGUUUAUCUGAAAAUUUUUAUGUUCGAGGAGAUGGUACCAGAGCCUAUUUCUUUACAAAAGGGGAAGUCCACAGUAUGUUCUGCAAGGCUGGUUUAGACGAGAAGCAAAAUCUGGUUGAUCAUCGCUUGCAAGUUAAUAGGAAAAAACAAGUGAAAAUGCACCGAGUGUGGGUUCAAGGCAAAUUCCAGAAACCAUUACACUUGACUCAAAAAAGCUCCAAAUUGGUAUUUUCACACCAUUAUCAUAGCUGAGCUAUGUACCAUGUUAAGGUACAAACCACAGGACUACAUGAUUCAAAGACUUCCAUAAAGUUUUCAUUUUUGAAAAGACAAUCAGAAGGAGAAAAUGUAUAUAUUCUACUGUUUAUCGUGGGCGAACUCAUGUGUAUUCUAAGCACAUGUGAGUGAUUUGGAAGAGUACACCAUAUUCUGUUUUCAGAACUGAAUAUGAUCAAGCUUGUUUGGGUUUAUGAUGUCAGACCAUUUUGUUUGUUUGAAUUUUGUAAGCAUUCAAUUAAAUUACUGUUAUAAGUCAGAUGAUUCUGAGAAA